AUGCAAAGUAACGAAGUGGUAGAAAAGUGUGAUCUUGCUAUUGCCAAAUGGUUUAUUGAUGCAUCUAUUCCUUUCAAUACUGCAAAUUUGCCGUAUUUUCAACCUGCAGUUGAUGCUCUUUGUUGCAUGGGUGUUGGAUAUAAAGUUCCUACUAUGCAUGCUCUAUGUGGUAAUUUGUUAAAUAAGUGGGUUGAUGACGUGAAGAUACAGAUAGAGCAAUAUCGUUCUAUUUGGAAGGAUACAGGUUGUACUCUUAUGGCAGAUGGGUGGACUAAUCGUUGUAGGAUAACUCUUAUCAACUUAGUUUAUUGCCCCAAAGGAACUGUUUUCAUAAAGUCUGUUGAUGCCUCUGGUGCUUCUAAAACUGCAGACACAUUGUUUAAGCUUUUCAAGGAAGCAGUGUUGUAUGUUGGCCAGGAAAAUGUUGUUCAAAUCGUUACAGAUAAUAUUGUGAAUUAUGUUGCUGCUGAAAAGUUGUUGGAAAGGGAGUUUCCUAAGUUGUUUUGGUCUCCUUGUGCAGCACACUAUAUUAAUUUGAUGUUGCAAGACAUGGGAAAAUUAGAGGAAGUAAGUGAGGCAGUGUCACAAGCUUCAAAAAUUACCAAAUAUAUAUAUAAUCAUUGUUUUGCAUUGUAUUUGAUGAGACAACAUACAGGUGGAAGAGAAAUACAUCGUCCUUCUCCAACCCGCUUUGCUACUAAUUUCAUUGCAUUGCAAAGUAUUUUGUCUCAUAAAGAUGCACUAAGAGCCAUGGUAACAUCCAAAGAGUGGACAACCACAACUUAUUCCAAAGAUGUCAAGGCAAAGCAAUUUGUGGAACAAGUCUUAGACUCAAGCUUUUGUUCUAAAUGUGUUGACAUAGUGAAAAUUACAAAACCUCUUGUAGGUGUGUUGCGUAUUGUUGAUAGUGAAGAUAAACCGGCUAUGGGAUAUCUCUACCGAGCUAUGUAUAAAGAAAGAGAGGAGAUUGAGAAGAGUUUUAGAAGAAAUAAGUUGAAAGUAGAGCCUUAUUUGAAGAUCCUGGAUAACCGUUGGGAUGCACAACUUCGCAAAAAUCUUCAUGCGGCUGGUUAUUUGUUAAAUCCAUCUUGUAGAUUCAAUCCUGAAUAUGAAAAAAACAAGUCCACCACUCAAGGCCUUUUGGAUGUCAUUGAAAAGUAUGCUUAUGAUAGCAAGUACUUGCGAUCUAAAUUAACUGCUGAGAUGACUUCAUUCAAAAAUUGUGAAGGUAGUUUUGGAAGGACAACAGCUGUAGAAAACCGAGAUGAAGUUUUGCCAGAUCAAUGGUGGGACACUUAUGGAACCGAAGCGCCUAAUUUGCAAAAGCUGGCUAUUCGGAUUUUGAGUCAAACUUGUAGUGCAUCUGGUUGUGAGCGAAAUUGGAGUGUGUUUAAACACAUUCAUUCAAAAAAGAGAAAUAGGUUAGAGCAUCAAAAGCUUAAUGAUCUUGUUUAUGUUUGUUACAACUUACGGCUACAAAAUAGGACAAAGAAGAAACAAAAUUAUGAUCCUAUCAAUUUUGAAACACUUGGUGAUCAUUCUAAUUGGGUGUUGGAGGAUUCACCACCAUUCUUGACCAUUGAGGAGGUGGAAGCACUACGCAAAGAUCUUGCUAGUAUGACAAUCCAACCUAUUUCAAAUGAUAUUGAUGAAUUAAAUUUGGAUGAGUUUGACAUUGAGGGAGAUGCACAACUUAAUUCCGAAGUAAACAACCAAAGUAAUCAUAUCAUUGAUGGGGAAGAUGUUGCAAAUGCGAUUGAUUUUGCCACGGAUGGUUUUGAUAUUGAAGGAGAUCCUAACAUUGAAAUAAUUUUACCUCCUUGGAACUAA
This is a messenger RNA of Vicia villosa (hairy vetch), 1830 nucleotides long. RefSeq lists its product as uncharacterized. Gene Ontology annotation, molecular function: protein dimerization activity. Bases 1 to 1830 code for a protein of 609 amino acids. Lineage: Eukaryota; Viridiplantae; Streptophyta; Magnoliopsida; Fabales; Fabaceae. The transcript has 4 exons. The record is from RefSeq and is a predicted model, not a curated record.